Messenger RNA from Heterobasidion irregulare TC 32-1, 180 nucleotides. RefSeq lists its product as uncharacterized. The record is from RefSeq and is a predicted model, not a curated record. The coding region runs from base 1 to 180 and encodes 59 amino acids. The transcript has a single exon. NCBI's taxonomy places the organism in Eukaryota, Fungi, Basidiomycota, Agaricomycetes, Russulales, Bondarzewiaceae.
AUGGGGGUCACGUUUGUGGGAAUGAUUUUUGACGCGAUGUACUAUCCGAGGGGUGUUCGAUAUUCUACCUUGUUCCUGACGACACGUCUCCAGGUUGUUCGGCAUACUUACCUUUCAGAUCUACCGAUUUUUCCACCACAACAAUCGAGACCGGCUAAGUCUGAAAUUUCUUGUGAGUAG